Molecule: messenger RNA, 5170 nt
Organism: Amblyraja radiata (thorny skate)
Lineage: Eukaryota; Metazoa; Chordata; Chondrichthyes; Rajiformes; Rajidae
Gene: kpna5
Product: karyopherin alpha 5 (importin alpha 6)
Exons: 14
Coding region: 118-1731 (537 amino acids)
Biological process (GO): protein import into nucleus
Cellular component (GO): cytoplasm
Molecular function (GO): nuclear import signal receptor activity; protein binding
Source: RefSeq, a predicted model, not a curated record
GUGCCUGGUGGGAGAGUUAGGAUAACCGCCGCUGCCGGCCGUGGUCGCCAUUUUGUCCGUCGCCGCCACCGCCCGUGGUCGCCGACAGCCAUCCAGCCAGCGCUGCUCACUUCAGACAUGGCAAGCCCAGUAAAAGACAAUUGCAGAAUGAAAAGCUACAAGAACAAAGCAUUAAACACUCAAGAAAUGCGAAGACGACGAGAGGAAGAGGGAAUUCAGUUACGAAAACAGAAAAGGGAAGAGCAGUUGUUCAAACGCAGAAAUGUGGCUGUUCCUGGAGAUGAUGAAGUCAUGUUUGAAAGCCCCAUUCAGGAUCCUGAUAUAAGUUCAACUGUGGUAUCAAUGCCAGGGGAAGGUGUAAUCACAGCUGAAAUGGUACAGAUGAUAUUUUCAGAUGAUCCUGAUCAGCAGCUUGCUGCCACGCAGAAGUUUCGGAAAUUGCUUUCAAAGGAACCCAAUCCUCCCAUAGAUGAAGUUAUAAAUACACCUGGUAUUGUGCCAAGACUUGUGGAGUUUUUGAAACGGAAUGAGAAUUUUACCUUACAAUUUGAGGCUGCAUGGGCUUUAACAAACAUAGCCUCUGGAACGUUUCUCCAUACUAAAGUUGUUAUACAAGCUGAUGCUGUACCGAUCUUCAUUCAGCUGUUUAGCUCCGAAUAUGAGGAUGUGCAGGAGCAGGCAGUCUGGGCAUUGGGUAACAUUGCUGGUGACAAUGCUGAAUGCCGAAAUUUUGUGUUGAACUGUGGCAUUCUUCCACCCCUUUUACAGUUGUUAACCAAGUCCAAUCGACUUACUACAACAAGAAAUGCUGUGUGGGCUUUGUCAAACUUGUGCAGGGGCAAGAAUCCACCUCCAGAUUUUGAAAAGGUAUCGCCCUGUUUAAACGUAUUAUCAAGACUGUUGUUUAGCAGUGAUCCUGAUGUUUUGGCUGAUGCCUGCUGGGCCCUUUCUUAUCUUUCUGAUGGACCCAAUGAGAAAAUACAAAUAGUAAUUGAUUCGGGAGUUUGUAGGCGAUUAGUGGAACUUUUGAUGCAUAAUGAUUAUAAGGUGGUGUCACCUGCACUGAGAGCUGUAGGAAACAUAGUUACUGGAGAUGAUAUCCAGACACAGGUCAUUUUGAACUGCUCUGCCUUACCCUGCCUACUUCAUUUGUUGAGCAGCCCUAAAGAAUCAAUAAGAAAGGAAGCUUGUUGGACAGUUUCAAACAUUACUGCAGGAAACAGAGCACAAAUCCAGGCAGUAAUAGAUGCAAAUAUUUUCCCAGUGUUAAUUGAUGUUCUUCAAAAGGCUGAAUUUCGCACUAGGAAAGAGGCUGCUUGGGCUAUCACAAAUGCAACAUCUGGUGGGACUCCGGAACAGAUCAGGUAUUUGGUAGAAUUGGGCUGUAUCAAACCUUUGUGCGACUUACUUACAGUCAUGGACUCCAAAAUUGUCCAGGUUGCUUUGAAUGGACUAGAAAAUAUUCUACGGCUAGGAGAACAAGAGGCCAAGCAGAAUGGAACUGGUUUCAAUCCUUAUUGUGCCCUUAUUGAGGAAGCCUAUGGUCUGGACAAAAUUGAAUUUCUUCAAAGUCAUGAAAAUCAGGAGAUUUAUCAGAAGGCCUUUGACUUGAUUGAACAUUAUUUUGGGAUAGAGGAGGAGGACUCAAGCAUUGCACCACAGGUGGAUGAGAAUCAACAACAAUUCAUCUUCCAGCAACAAGAGGCCCCAAUGGAAGGUUUCCAGUUGUAAAUGCAUGAUUGGUGAAAUUGUCUAUGAUACCACCAUUGCACCAUAUUCAUAACUACAAAUCCUCAGAGCCAAAAUUAAAAAGCUGUUGUAGAUGAAUUUAAAAUUAGAAAGAGCAAAAAUGUGAGACAGCUUAUGCACUUUUCUAUUUGCAGUUUAAUAUGUAAUUUAAACUGCGGCUGUUGAUUUUUAUGUUGCAUAUUUAAUGUUCAUUUAGGUAUCUUGAGUCAUAGAUCUGAAUUAUGUAUCUGAAUUGCUCAAAAGAAAAGGUUUGGCCUAGCAGAUACAUCAAUAUUUAAGCUGAAAUUACAGCCAUCAAAUAGUACUAUUUCAUUUAACUGUUUACAGCCCUAAUUUAAGCAGUAUACUUAUUUAUUCUUUGUUUCUAGAGCCUCAAAAUACUGUUACAGGGUGUGGUUUCCUUUGUGUUGAAUAAUGGAAUUUAAGUCUAAAUCUAUUUGACCAAAAUUAUUUCUAAAGUCCAAAAAGUUUAUGCUCUCAUUUACAUUAAAAAAAAUACCUGGUUGAGCAAAUUUAACCUAUCGUGGCAACUUUCAACACUAGUGUCUCUAAUGAGUUUAAAGGUACACCCCUGCUGAUAUAUCUACCUCUUUAAAUUAGGACACAAUUGUUUAAAAGUUAUUGACUUAAAAUAUUUGUUAACAAUACAAGUUAAUGUGAAUGAAAACAGUAAUUAUCAGCAUUUGUUAGUCUAUAUUUCAAUAUGAAAACCUGUAAAUUUAUUUAUAACUUUCUAAAAAAAAAUUGCACUCUGAACAGGAGACGUGAAAUUGUAGCACUGCUGACUAUACAUCAUGUUGAUAAUUUCAUUAGGUGUGUUUAGAAUUCCCUAGUAGGUUCAUCCAAUGAGGAAUACCUGAUUAAAAGCUAAAUUUGUUCCUCUUCUCCCUCCCAUCCACUCUUUUGCAUCUUCUAUCCUCUUUCCUCCCAGGAAAACAAUAGAUUAAACUGAAGGGAGGUGUAAUCAUUUUCCUCUUGUAAAAUGUGUUUAUUAAUUAGGCAUUGACAGAAGAAUUUUGAAAAACCAAAUAAGUGCUGAUUACUGAUUUAAUAAUGCAUAAGAGGGAUUUCACAACUAAUCUGUUUGGUCUUGUAUAUUACCUUUUUUAUUUUUCUUCUUCACUAGCACUACUACUGAUGGUCCCUUGGGGUGAUAUUUCUGUAAAUGCCAUAGUUCAUUUAAUGAACAUGUAAAAAAUAGUAGAGUAACUUUCAUCGUUAAAAUGGUUAAUAGGUACCUAAUAAGUUUUAAAAUGCUGAUUAGAAAUCUAAGGUCAUGUCACCACAUUGACAUUAAAGAAUGAAAAAUGGUGGCAAAAGUGAUCCUUGAAUCUUUCAUUUGUAUUCUGCAAUUUAAAAUCACAGCCACAGUUUCAGAUACUAUUUCUUGGGUGUUGCAGCAGCAUUAAAAUUUUCUUUCUAUCAGAUCAUUAGGGCCUGCAAAGGACAACCUUUGGUGAUAAGAAUGUUGUACAGUGAUUUUGAUUUAUUUUGUAAAGAAAGUUUUGAAUUUUGCUCUUGCAGGUUCAGUGUAAAUAUGCAAACAUCACUACUUUCAUGUUACUUCUCUCCUAAAAGCCAUUGUUUAAAAUGGGCGACUGUCGUUUAAAAAUUCGACAUAAUAAAUUUUGGUUAAAUCUUGAGGUUCAUAACUUAGUUCUAUCCUGUACUCUGAAUUUGAUUUAGUAAUUCUCGUGUAUUUUUACAGCGUGUCAUAAUUUAGUUAAUUUUACUGUUCUACAAUGUUGAAAUGAAAAUGGGAAGUAAUGGCUAAAAAUUAUUGGUGAUAUCAACUGAAUGGGUUAACAUGAUGUUCAACACCUUCUUUUGCUAUUUUAACGGAACCCAUGUGUUACUGAUCAUUCACAAAUGUUGCCAACAGUAAUUCUAAAGUGAAAGGGAACAGAUUGCUAAUCUGUGUUGGUUGAAAGUAUAAAACAUGCCAAAUUUGCAUUAUAAUUAAAUGUAACUGAUGUACAGUGGCAAGUGUGUAUAUAAAGAGAUAUUUGGAAAAACUUUAAAAUACUCCUUGCUCUGUUACUAAAAUACAUAGUUAUAAUUAGCUAUUUCUUUUUUUUCACUACAGCUGAUGAUGCCUUUCAAUGAAAAGUGUCAUCUGUGCUGCAUGCCAUUCAUAGGUUAUGGGGAUUUUUGUUUUAAAUAGUAGUUAUGGCUGAAAGCUUGAAUUUGGCUACAACUCUAAAAACCUAUGGAACAGUAAUACAAAAUUGCAGUGUAGGAAACAUUUCCACAUACUGUUUUAUGCAUGGUUAUUUCAGUUUCAUAACAGAUCACCAGUGCUCCAUCAUAAAAUUGAUUACAGUCGUCACUACUUUUGAAAGAUUACUCUAUUUCAUUUGCACAGUAUUUAACAUGACCAAAUAUUAGCUUAAAAUCUCUAACAGUAUUAUGUUGAAAAAAAUGUCCCGUUAAGUUGAUAUUUUACGAUAAACCUCACGAGAAACUAAUCUGACUGGGAUAAAACUGUAUAUAAAAAUUCUAUAAAGGGAUACUUUCUAUUUUGUCUUAACUGAAAUAUUCUCCUCUUGCCUCAAGUUCCCAUGCAAAUUUAGUGUUUUGCUUGGUUUCCCAGUCGGUAUCCCUGCUAUAGAAUUGAGAAGUCACAAUACAAGUGCUGAUUUGGCAAAAAGCCAAAAUAAAUUUUGGCAUUGUGUUGUUGCUUUUGUUUGCUACAUUAGCCACAUGUCCAACUGAAUGCCUCAUUUUGAGUUAAACUUUGUAUUAGCUACCUUGCUGCAUUUUGCAGUGUGUAUGUUGUGUUAUAUACAAAAUAAUGUGAACCUGAAAACUAAUACUGUGCUAGAUGUAUCAGCAGAAAUAUUUAAGAGCUUCAUUUAUUAAACAAUAAUUACAAUACAUCUUUACCAGCAAUAGUUGCAUAAAUCAUAAGUUUCUAAAGAUUUGAAAAAUCUGUGCUCUAAAUUGACAUAUCUUCAUUAAAGCAAAUGUUUUUGUGUGUGUGUAUAUAUUUUUUUACAAUGACCAGAGCUUGUACAAUUUGACAUGAGUAUAUUCAUCUUUUUGGAUCUAUUUUCUUUCAUUUGGAAUUACUAUCACUCCUGUUGCUGGCAACAGCCUAGGAAUCAACAGUCCUGAAUUCCCUUUCCUCUUGUUCCAUGCUCCAUAUUCUCCUUUAAUUUGAAUUUGUGUUGGAACAAAAUUAAAUUAAAAUACUGUCAAAUUGGCAAGAAUUAAUACCAUGCAAAAGAUCUCCGAUCUGUUUUGUGCAUUUUGUAUAUGUGCAAAGAAUGUUGCAUUUUUUCCUUCCACUUUUGGACUGGGGAAUAGUUUUCUAGUGAAUAUCUUGCAAGCAUACUCAAGCUAAUUGAUUAUUCAGUUGCAUUGAAGUGUAUUGAAUUUGAAAAUAUCUGGAAAGUGAAAAUAAAAUCCAUUCACAUGA